AUGAAUAAUCACCAACAUUGUCACAAAUGUAAUCAUGGACAGCAUACACUAGCAUCAUUUGUAGCAGAGCAUCCAGCAGAAACAUUAGCAGCAUUCACAACAGUAACACUUGUAGUAGCAGGUAUAAGAGAUAAAAUGUCAAACAUCAAUCCUUUAGUAAUGUUUUUACCAGCAAUUAGUAUAAAAAAUAUAAUAAAGGGUGUUGGAGUAAUUUUUGCUGUCACAGAAAUUACAGGAGUAACAGGAAUAACAGAAAAAAUUAAUGAGGCAGUAAAAUAUUUGCAAGAAUCUGUACAUACUCAUGAUGAAAAAUGCGAGCAUCAUAGUAAUGGUAAACAAGAAGAAGUCAGCGCAGAUAUGCAAAAACUUAUUGAUGAUGUUAUAACUGUAUUUCCAGAAAAUUCUAGUUUUGAAGAUUAA
This is a messenger RNA of Trichoplax adhaerens, 420 nucleotides long. RefSeq lists its product as uncharacterized. The transcript has a single exon. Bases 1 to 420 code for a protein of 139 amino acids. Lineage: Eukaryota; Metazoa; Placozoa; Uniplacotomia; Trichoplacea; Trichoplacidae. The record is from RefSeq and is a predicted model, not a curated record.